AUGUUCAGAUCAUUCGCCGUAGUACUGCUUAUCGCAGUAACAUUGUCCUUCAUAUAUCCGACCCUCGAAGCACCCAUCCUCGUCAAACGAAUUAUAAACUCCACUACCGCAUCGAUCUCCUCCCUUCCAAACUGGAGGUCGAGUGACCAAGACAUCACAAUACGCGGAAAACGAGUUUCAGAUUCGGAGAUCGAAGACUUCAGGCAUCGACCAAGCCCCCCUUCUGAUACAGAUCCAAGUCGUGGCUGGGAACCCAUCUAUAUGCCUCAAGAACCGCAGGCACCCCAAGCCGUCGCUCGUGAAGAAGAUAUCGACCGAGAAACUUUCUCCUCCCACCAGAACCCGGACCAGCCAAAUCCGCCUUCUCGCGGCUGGGAGCCUGUGUACAAACCGGCUUCGGACGACAAGCAGCAACCGAUUGCUAAGAGGGCGGAACCAGAAAAUCCAGCUGUCGCCAAGUUCCUUCAGCGACAACGUCAGGUGCCAGUUCCACCCUCAGAAGAAGAUCCCUCCUAUAAUGCCCAACAACUAAUUGUCAGCGAGCAACAAAAGCAGCAGGCUAAUGAAGGUCCUGAAAUAGAUGCCUUCAAGCAACGCCCGAGCGAGCCGACUCCCAAUCCCCCUUCGAGGGGCUGGGCUCCGAUUUACAAACCAUCGGGCGAGCACCCUGCUGAUAUGUGA
Messenger RNA from Pleurotus ostreatus (oyster mushroom), 681 nucleotides. RefSeq lists its product as uncharacterized. The coding region runs from base 1 to 681 and encodes 226 amino acids. The record is from RefSeq and is a predicted model, not a curated record. NCBI's taxonomy places the organism in Eukaryota, Fungi, Basidiomycota, Agaricomycetes, Agaricales, Pleurotaceae. The transcript is spliced from 10 exons.